AUGAUCGUCUACCUCAAGCUCUGGCUUGGCCUGCUGUUUUUCGCUCUCACUGUCCAAGCCCUGCCACCAUGGCGUCUUCAGCUCCGUGGUACAGCUCCAUUGCCGUCUGAAGACCCUUUUUACCAACCACCCGAAGGCUAUGAGAAUGCUCAGCCAGGUGCCAUUUUGAAGCAACGAAAAGUACCCAAUCCUGUUGCAGUUAUAGGCAAAAUUCCUGUGAGAUUGCAGAGUGCCCAUCAUGUCAUGUAUCGCACAUCCGAUAACUUUGCCAACGCAACCGUCGCCGUAACCACGAUUUUGGUUCCUAAGAAUCCCAACUACAAGAAACUACUCUCCUUCCAGGUUGCAGAGGAUGCUGCCUCUCCAAAUUGCGGUGUCUCCUAUGCCAUCCAGAAGGACCAUCAGACUGGACCAAAACUGGGUACAAUCAUCACUGAAGCUGAAUUUCUCCUAAUGAUUGCUGCCCUUAAUAAUGGAUGGGUAUUGACAGCCCCUGACUUUGAAGGGCUGCAAGGCUCAUGGUUAGCAAACUCUCGUGCCGGAUAUGCCGUGCUUGACGGUAUCCGUGCAACUCUUGCCUCAACCAGUUUCAGCGGCGUAGCAAAAGAUGCCACUAUCACAAUGUGGGGUUAUUCCGGGGGCAGCCUGGCGUCUGGUUUUGCUGCUGAACUUCAGCCAAGCUAUGCUCCAGAACUGAAAAUUGCGGGCGCUGCACUGGGAGGAACGGUGCCUAGGGUCAAAACAGUUAUUCAAUCCGCGAACAAGAGCAUCUGGACUGGUCUGAUAGCUGGAGGUAUCUAUGGGCUGAGCAAAGACUACCCGGUAAUACAGAAGGUUGUUGAAGAAGACAUACUUCCCGAAAAGAAAAAGGAUUUUUUGAGGGCGGCAGAUCAGUGUUUUCUGGCGAACAUUCUCGAUUUUGCAUACCAAGACAUACUUACAUAUGUGAAAGAUCCGAAGAUAUUAGAGCGACCAGAUUUGGUGGCCAUUAUGGAUGAAAACUCGAUGGGAAAGAAUAUCCCCAAGAUCCCUCUCUUCGUCUACAAGGCUGAUAGAGACGAAGUCAGUCGUGCGGACGACACCAAUGCUCUUGUCAAACAUUAUUGCGACAAUGGUGCCAUCGUCCACCAUAACCGCGAUUUGACAGCAAACCACAUCAUUCUGGCGGUCACCGGGGCCCCCGAUGCCCUAAACUGGCUCGCCGAUAGAUUUGAGGGCAAAUCCGUUGGUACUAAAUGCAGAGAGUCCAAGGAGUUUAUCAGUUUCUUGGACCCCCGGGCCCUAAGGGUUAUGAGCUUGACUCUUAUCAAGGAAUUCCUGGUGCUGUUAGGCAGGCCUAUUAUGGGCCCUGCCAGUCUCAACUUUCCUCAUUAA
This is a messenger RNA of Microsporum canis CBS 113480, 1374 nucleotides long. RefSeq names its product lipase 1. Lineage: Eukaryota; Fungi; Ascomycota; Eurotiomycetes; Onygenales; Arthrodermataceae. Gene Ontology annotation, molecular function: triacylglycerol lipase activity. The transcript has a single exon. The record is from RefSeq and is a predicted model, not a curated record. The coding region runs from base 1 to 1374 and encodes 457 amino acids. Gene Ontology annotation, biological process: lipid catabolic process.